AUGACCGGAAAAGCAGUAAAUAGGAUUGCUGUCAUUCCCCCAGAUGAGGUCUUAUUAGGAAAUGCGACAGCGAUCUUAGAUGGUCCUACCCCAAUAGAAGUAGCUUCAGCACUAGCUGUACUUAUUGGGUUAAUACAGGCAGUAUUUGCGAUAUUAGGACUGGACUUUGUCACCACCUACUUCUCCGAUGAAUUGGUUGGAGGAUUUACCACAGGUGCAUCAAUGCAUGUGUUUAUCACCCAAUUGAAAGAUAUCGCUGGAAUUCACGGACUUCCAAAACGACAAGGUGUCGCAAAUGCGCCACUUAAACUCUAUGAUCUGUGCAAAGCGAUCCCUCGAACAAAUCUUUUAACUCUUGGGAUGUCUGCAGUGACUAUACUCAUAUUGAUUCUCGGAAAAGAUCUCAUCAAUCCACUGGUACAAAGACGACUUCGCUGUCCUAUACCGAUCCCAUUUGAAUUGAUUGCGUCAGUUAGUUAUCGACUACAAGAGGAUAUGCACUGCAUUCGAUUAAUUGUUGACACUUUUGUUGGGUCAUUGGAGGAACUCUGGUCUGUCAGUUCGCAAACCUUAAGCAAAAUUUCAAUGUCACAACUGUUGGGAAGAUUCCAAAUGGCUCUUUUUCCGAACCUCCAUUUCAACUACUUCUGUAUUUUCAGUCUUCCCGCUCCACAAUUCCCUCGAGUAGAGCUUUUUUCUUCACUAAUCGUUGAUGCUAUUUCAAUCGCAGUCGUCGUAAUGGCUAUUCAUGUUUCUCUUGCAAAAAUUCUAGCAAAGAAGUAUCACUACGAUGUGAAUGUUAAUCAGGAAUUCUACGCCAUGGGUUUCACUUCAAUGAUUAGCGGAUUUUUUCCCGUAUUUCCGCAUUCGAGUAGCCUUUCACGAACAAUGGUCAGCGCGGGGGCAGGAUCGAAAACGCAGGUAGAUUUACUGGAAAAUUGUCGAACUGGAUCAUGGCUACAAUCCCUGCCUAUGUUCGUGCUUGCCUCUAUAAUCGUCGUAGCACUGUUGGGAAUGUUCGAGAAAUUUGAGCAACUCUCAAGAUUGUGGAAGUUAUCGAAAAUUGAUUUUAGUAUCUGGGUUGUCGCAUUUGCUGCAACCGUAGGCAUAGAUGUUAUGCAAGGAUUGGCGAUAGCCAUACUAUUUGCACUGUUCACUACCGUAAUCCGGGAGCAGUGGCCAAGAUGGCAUAUCCUAGCCAAUAUCUCGGGGACAAAUGACUUCCGUGAUAUUGAACGCUACAAACAUAUCUAUUUCUUCAAUAGUGUUUGCGUACUACGAUUUGAUUCACCCCUUUUAUUCACAAAUGUGGAUCGAUUCCGAAAUAUAGUGGAAAAGCUGGCAAAUGAUUGGAACGGUAUGAGAUGCUGCGGGCAGUUAGAUCCGAAAAAGGUUUUUGGAGAGGAGAAUGAAAAACCCGAGAGUGCUGAAGAUUCUCGCCCAAUGAAACGAUUCCUUAUAAUUGAUUGCUCUGGAUUUGCCUAUGUUGACGUCAUGGGAGUGAACAGCUUGAAAGAGGUAAUUAAGAGACAAUGGACGAAUCUCUGCCUGACUUUCAAUAAGAAGAUAACUGUUUUUUGUUUUGUUAAGCUAUAUUAGAG
Molecule: messenger RNA, 1601 nt
Organism: Strongylus vulgaris
Lineage: Eukaryota; Metazoa; Nematoda; Chromadorea; Rhabditida; Strongylidae
Source: the annotation of a GenBank genome assembly